GACUACGAGAUACAUAUACAUAAGGCGCCUCGUAACAAGUCCAUUCUAGCGGUCAACUACAUCCAUGUGUCUGUAAGUAUGUGUUCGGUUUUGAAUUUCUGCGUUUUUGUCGGUAUUAGCUAGAUGCAAUUUCAAGAGCAUUGCAUGAAAAUAAUAAUUUGCGUGUAUCCACUGCCUUAAGCCAAAUUUUAAUGCACACAACUCUUCUGCACACUGUGACAACUAACGAGUAUGUUUAUGUAUACUCAGAUAACAGCACAUUUCUGCCGGUAUUCGUAUGUAUUAGUGUACCAGAACAUUCGCAUUUUUUUUUCUGUCGAAUGUGCUAGAACCUUCGGAAAAAUUCACAACUGGAAAAAACGUUGCGAAUCUGUGUGUAUUCAAAGAGAAUUCAAUUUCGGAUGUUGCUCCACAACAGUUCGAAUGCUCAUAGCGUUAAGACGUUUGCUUGCGAUAAAAUCAAAAGUGCUUUGUUUUUGUAUUUAAUUUUUGUGCAGAUUCUUAAUUUUGUGAAGUGAAUAUUUUUUCAGGAAAUAUGAAUCGCAAUUUCAUAGUUGAUUCUGAAGGCUAUACCAACGUCUAUGUAGACGGUUGUUGUCUAAACCCAGGCACACCUCAAUCUGCUGCUGGUUAUGGCAUUUUUUGGGGCCCCAAUAAUAAUAACAACCAAUCUGGGCAAUCGCGAGGAGGUGCUACGAACAACAUUGCGGAAAUCCAAGGUGCAACUGUUGCCAUUCAUCAAGCAGCUCGAUUGGGUAUAAACAAAUUGCGUGUGAUUACCGAUUCGAAAAAUGUUUACGACGCGGUAACAAAACACCUUCCACAAUGGAAAACGAAUGGCUGGCGCAGUCUUUAUGAUGGACAACCGAUUAAAAAUCGUAGCGAUUACGAAGCAUUGGAUUCUGCUAUUCAUAGCUAUCCCCGAAUGGAUGUUGAAUUCAAACAUGUUGCCGGACAUUCUGGCAACCAAGACCAUAAUAAAGCCGAUAGGCUUGCAGCCGUCGGUGCAAGGCUUCAUUAUUGAACAUACUUUGCAUGCACCAUGUACACAAACAACAUUUUUUAAUUUCGGAAUGGAAGUAAUGAUUUUCGUUAAGCCCAGUUUAAAUAUUUCAUUUUUCAAAAAGAUGUUUCAAAACCCAUUAAUAUCAGUUUAGAUCGUUUGAAAAUUUCUAAUUUAGCUUUUCAUCACACUCGUUUUUAUCCGU
Messenger RNA from Sitodiplosis mosellana (orange wheat blossom midge), 1208 nucleotides. Its product is annotated as ribonuclease H1-like. The coding region runs from base 536 to 1024 and encodes 162 amino acids. The transcript has 2 exons. Gene Ontology annotation, molecular function: RNA-DNA hybrid ribonuclease activity; nucleic acid binding. Lineage: Eukaryota; Metazoa; Arthropoda; Insecta; Diptera; Cecidomyiidae. The record is from RefSeq and is a predicted model, not a curated record. Gene Ontology annotation, biological process: DNA replication, removal of RNA primer.